AUAAACUGCUUCUGAUAUGCUGUGGUUCGGUUUGGGUUUAUAUUUACACCCCAUUCUAACCUCUGGUGAUGGGAUAUGAUGAUGAAAUGGCAUGUUGCACAAAAAGGCAGUAACGAGAGAAUGUCUACAAGAAGGAGGACCUUUGCAAGAAGGUUGCAUGGAAGGAAACUGAAAUCUGAGAACGAAGUUGCUGUUUCCUGUAUAUCUUUGUAUUUUCACUUUCGUUUUUUCUUUGCUGAGAAGAGCGGGCUUUUUUACGGAUGUGCUAGGGCUUGCAACUGGCAGCAAAGCACAGCACCAAGCAGGGAAAGAUAACCCAAAUCUGGUUUUAAAAGACCAAAGAAGAAAAAUAUACAGUAGGGCCCCACUUAUACGGCGGGUUAGGGACCAGGCCCUCGCCAUAAAGUGGAAAUCGCCAUAAAGCAGAACCCGUUGACUAUAAUGGGCCACGUCGCGCAAAAGUGAUGCGAAAAUGUCGCAAAAUGCCAUAAAAUCGCAAAAUUGGCAUUAAAAUGGGGAAUUUCCCCGAAUUGAAAGCCGCCGCAUCAGUGGAACGCCACAAAACGGAACGCCGAUUAAAGAUGGCGCAAUCCCGUUUGACCAAAGAGGAGAAGAAGGUGUUGCUGGAUGUUUUGGGAUGCAAAUAUCUAAGCCUUCUCUAUAAGGGAAGUAUCCAUGACUAUAAUCCUCUCACAUUUCAUAACAUAUGCAACAAUCAGGGGCCAACUGUAGUUGUGGGAUACAAUGCAAGUGGCUAUAUCUUUGGAGGCUUUACUAGUCAGAGUUACCGUUCGUCUGAAACGCUUCUAUAUGAUGAGAAAGCUUUCCUCUUCAGAUUGAAAGGGAAAGAAAAGGAGCUCAGCCCACUAAAAAUCCCAGUCAAGGUAGCCAAUGAGGCUGUAUUUGACAGCAGCGAAUAUGGUCCUACGUUUGGAAAUGCAGUACUUGUAUUCCUGGCGCAAAACAUAGCUCAGGUUGCCACAAAUGUUAACACUGCCACUUACACGUUCCAUGGAAAAGAAUUACAUGGAAAUGAUAAAGCGCUUUUGGAGUGUGAAGUGUAUCGAGUUGAAGAUGUUGGUAGGAUUUUGGCAGUUCCAUGGAGGGAGACGAAGUGGGCAGCUGCGGACAGAGAAGAAAUUAUGAAACAAAUAAGAGCUUACAAGCCUUUAUUGGAUACUGUGCCACAGAUUCGGGUUCUGUUCCUUGGGCCAGUUGGAGCAGGCAAGUCCAGCUUUUUCAACUCUGUGAAUUCGACUUUUCGGGGCUAUGUGUCAAGUCAAGCUGCAUCAGGAUCAGAUUCCACAAGUCUGACAAAGCAGUAUAGGACCUAUCGAAUUAAAAAUGGAAGAUGUGGAGACCCACUGCCAAUCAUUUUCUGUGACACCAUGGGACUAGAAGAAAAACAAGGAGCUGGUCUGGACAUUGAUGAAGUGCACAACUUAUUGCAAGGCCAUGUUCCUGAUCAGUACCAGUUUACUCCGUAUGCUGCUAUGAACCCAAAAGUUCAAGGCUGUAUCAGGAAUCCCACUCUGAAAGACCAGAUUCAUUGUGUUGCAUUCAUUAUUGAUGGGUCCAAGGUUGAGAUCCUCCCUGAAAAGCUGGAAGAAAAGCUGAAAGAAAUUCGGCGAAAGGCUAAUAACUUAGGUGUACCACAGAUUGUUAUACUAACUAAAGUGGAUGAAAUCUGCCCUGCUGUUGAGGAAGAUAUGUCAUGUGUAUAUAAAAGCAAGGCUGUUCAGAAACAGAUGCGGUUAAUUGAAGCAAAACUCGGCAUCCCUUUGUCUCAAGUAGUUCCUGUUAAAAACUAUUCCUCAGAGCUGGAGCUUAAGGAUGAUGUUGAUAUCUUGAUUCUCAUGGCUGUGAGGCAGAUGCUGCGUCUAGCUGAAUCCUACUUUGACAACUUUGACAGUGUCCCUUCAGACAAAAAUUCCAGGAAGGAUUACUACUCUGAGUAUUGAUAUGUUUAUUGAAGUGGGCCACAAUAUGUUACCAAGGUCACAGGGCAUGGCCUGGAAUAGUGCGGAGCUGAAUUCUGACCCCUACUUUUAUAAACAACUUUGCUCUCUCAAUAUGAGGCUGGUUUUUUUUCUGUCUCAUUUGCAAAAGGAAGAAAUUUGCUGAAGAGUCAAGGAGGGGUUGGGAUGAUGCUUACCAUGGGGUUGCCAGUAGGGAUGUGGGAGGAAUUUGAUUCUGUUUGCAUUUAAAGGCGAACCUACCUGAUUCGUACAUGCUCUGGUAACCUUGCGACUGGAUUACUGCAAUGCGCCCUACGUAGGGCUGCCUUUGAAGACAGUUCGGAAGCUACAGCUUGUCCAAAAUGCGGCGGCCAGAUUAAUAACGGGGACCAGGCGGUGAUUCCUUGUUUUUACAUAUGUUUAUGCUGUAUUUAUUAUGAGAUUUUGAGAUGUUUUUGUAUUUUUAUAUUCUAUUGUACACCGCCCAGAGAGCUAAUGCUAGUCGGGCGGUAUAAAAAUCUAAUAAAAUAAAUAAAUAAAUAAUUCACACUUUCUAAGACAAUACACAAACAAUACACAUUGAGGUUACACCCUGCAAAACUAAAAGAGGCUUUCUCCAGCUUAAAAAGGCCUCAAAGCCUAUUUAAAACACACACACACCCUUGAAAUAGCAUAGUGGAUCAUCAAGAGUGCACCGACUGAUGGUGUGUAGACAAUCAUAGUAUCCAGCCAAUAUAAAAGCAAAUUUAGGCCAAUUUACACCUGGAGUGACCUGGUAGCUAUUUCUGUGGUUCUUCCUCAUAUCUGGGUGAUGUCAUGGUGGGCUUUAUCUAUUGUUAGCCCUAUUCAUUGAAAAUAAUCAGCAUGACUACAUGUGGCCCAUUGGUUCUAUCUUGAAUAUACCUUAGUUGUCUAACAACUAUGAGUGUCUCUGUUGUGAUCAGUAUAUUUUGUGAAGAAUAGGUCUAGACAAAUUUGGAGGGUGAAAUUUUUCAGUCUAGUAAAGGGAUUUUUUUUUUGGAGGGGUGGCCAUUGAAUCCUUGCCAUUUCACACCUCCCCAUCUGUUCACUGCCCAUCUCAACAGAUUGUACUUGGGCAUAGUCUAUUUUAAGAAAAGGUUUUUCUAGUUGGCUCCAUGGUCAAGCCAAUCAAGGGUCAUGACACCAGUGUAACCAAUCAGACUUGGUUACAUGAAGGCCUAUUUUUUUCUUGAAAUAUCUUCUCCCAAGUGUGGGCUUUGGACUCUCUCACUUCUUUCCUCCCAGACAUGUAUGUAGCAGAAUAAAGUGGCUGGUUCUUAAGCAAAUAAAAAACCACCGGGCAGCUUCAUUCCUUCAAAGGAUAAAUAGUGUAGGUUAUUGCUGCCUCCCCCCCCCCGGGCUGGGGCUAACUGGGGCGAAUGUCUUCCACCAUUUUGCGCUGCUUGGGAGUUUGUAGGUCAGACUUCUGAAUUUGCACCACAGUCGACUUUUUCCUUCCCAUGAAUGGUCUUGAAAUGAUACUGUUUUGUAAGCUGUUCAUAGCUGUCUGUUACAUUGAAAGAAUGUGGGGGGGGGCAACUAUGCUUUUCCUCUGGGCCCUGCACAUGCUAAGGGCGGGCCUGUGUAUAAGGUUAAUGUAUGAGAAAAAUAUAUAAGAGAAUUAAAGGCAGAAAGCUAUGGUUAACUACAGUUUCAUUGUUCUCACUUCUGGGUUUCUUAGAACAAAUGUUAAUGGAUUCACAUGCCAUUAUUCAUCAAGUGAGCUAAUUUUUGUUUUGUUUUGUUUCUUAACACUAUAUAAUUAUUUGAGAUUGUUACAGUAUACCAGAAUGGUCAAUUUAGGCAUUCUUGGGGAAGGGCCCCUGCUCGAUGUAAGAGGCAGUCUGAUAUUAAUAAAGC
Messenger RNA from Rhineura floridana, 3839 nucleotides. RefSeq names its product interferon-induced protein 44-like. The transcript is spliced from 10 exons. NCBI's taxonomy places the organism in Eukaryota, Metazoa, Chordata, Lepidosauria, Squamata, Rhineuridae. Gene Ontology annotation, molecular function: GTP binding. Bases 513 to 1961 code for a protein of 482 amino acids. The record is from RefSeq and is a predicted model, not a curated record.